Molecule: messenger RNA, 327 nt
Organism: Agrilus planipennis (emerald ash borer)
Lineage: Eukaryota; Metazoa; Arthropoda; Insecta; Coleoptera; Buprestidae
Exons: 1
Coding region: 1-327 (108 amino acids)
Biological process (GO): DNA integration
Molecular function (GO): nucleic acid binding
Source: RefSeq, a predicted model, not a curated record
AUGUUGCUCAUUAUCGUGGACGCCUAUAGCAAGUGGUUGGAAGUCAGAGUAACCAAGUCCACGACAUCAGCUGCUACGAGCCGAAUCCUCGACAACCUUUUUGCAACGUUUGGGGCACCAGUCAUCCUGGUUUCGGACAAUGCUCCUCAAUUUACAUCCGCAGAGUUCAAAAACUUUUUGAUGAUGUCUGGCGUGAAGUACCAUAAGCUCACAGCUCCUUACCAUCCCUCGACAAACGGCCAAGCUGAAAGAUGCGUACAGACGGUCAAGGACGCCCUGCGCGCGAUGUCAACAACCGAGAGCACUCUUCAAAGCAACAUCAACUAG